AUGGGGAAAAAAGACCGGGCUGACCGCGAUAAGAAAAAGUCUAAGAAGCGGCACUACGAGGAUGAGGAAGUAGAGGAAGACGACGUCCCUGGGAACGACUCUCAGGAAGCGGUUCCCUCGGCAGCUGGGAAGCAGGUAGAUGAAUCCGGCACUAAAGUGGAUGAGUAUGGAGCCAAAGACUACAGGCUGCAGAUGCCACUGAAGGACGACCACACCUCCAGGCCUCUCUGGGUGGCUCCUGAUGGCCACAUCUUCUUAGAAGCGUUCUCUCCAGUUUACAAAUAUGCUCAAGACUUCCUGGUGGCUAUUGCAGAGCCAGUGUGCCGACCAACCCAUGUGCAUGAAUACAAACUAACUGCCUACUCCCUGUAUGCAGCUGUCAGUGUUGGACUGCAAACUAGUGACAUCACUGAGUACCUCAGGAAGCUCAGCAAGACUGGUGUGCCUGAUGGAAUUACUCAGUUUAUCAAGUUGUGUACUGUCAGCUACGGAAAAGUCAAGCUAGUCCUAAAGCAUAACAGGUACUUUGUUGAAAGCUCCCACCCUGAUGUCAUCCAGCAUCUUCUCCAGGAUCCAGUGAUACGGGAAUGCCGUCUGAGGAACUCUGAUGGGGAGGCUACUGAACUCAUCACAGAGACAUUUACAAGCAAAUCUGCUAUUUCUAAAACUUCUGAAGGGAGUGGUGGGCCCUCCUCAUCCCGAGUGACAGAUACACAGAGUAAAGCUGACAUCCCUACUGACCUGUUUGACUUUUAUGAGCAAAUGGACAAGGAUGAGGAAGAUGAAGAAGAGACACAAACAGUAUCUUUUGAAGUUAAGCAGGAAAUGAUUGAAGAACUCCAGAAACGUUGCAUCCACCUGGAGUAUCCUCUGUUGGCAGAAUAUGACUUCCGGAACGAUUCUGUCAACCCUGACAUCAAUAUUGACCUGAAGCCAACAGCCGUCCUUAGACCCUACCAGGAGAAGAGCUUGCGGAAGAUGUUUGGGAAUGGGCGUGCGCGCUCAGGAGUCAUUGUCCUUCCGUGUGGUGCUGGGAAGUCCCUGGUUGGAGUGACUGCUGCAUGCACUGUUCGAAAGCGCUGCUUGGUGCUAGGCAACUCAGCUGUGUCUGUGGAGCAGUGGAAAGCCCAGUUCAAGAUGUGGUCCACCAUUGAUGACAGCCAGAUCUGCCGCUUUACCUCUGAUGCCAAGGACAAACCUAUAGGAUGCUCUGUUGCCAUCAGCACCUACUCCAUGCUGGGUCAUACCACCAAAAGGUCCUGGGAAGCUGAACGUGUCAUGGAGUGGCUCAAAACUCAGGAGUGGGGCCUCAUGAUCCUGGAUGAAGUCCAUACCAUACCAGCCAAGAUGUUCCGGCGGGUGCUCACUAUUGUGCAGGCCCACUGCAAGUUGGGCUUGACAGCCACUCUGGUCCGAGAAGAUGACAAAAUUGUUGACUUGAAUUUUCUGAUUGGGCCCAAACUCUAUGAGGCCAACUGGAUGGAGCUUCAGAACAACGGCUACAUCGCCAAAGUCCAGUGUGCUGAGGUCUGGUGCCCAAUGUCUCCUGAGUUUUAUCACGAGUACGUGGCAAUCAAAACUAAGAAACGAAUCUUGCUGUACACAAUGAACCCCAACAAAUUCAGAGCUUGCCAGUUUCUAAUCAAGUUUCAUGAAAGGAGGAAUGACAAGAUUAUUGUCUUUGCUGACAACGUGUUUGCCCUGAAGGAGUAUGCCAUCCGACUGAACAAACCCUAUAUUUAUGGUCCUACAUCCCAGGGAGAAAGAAUGCAGAUUCUCCAGAAUUUCAAGCAUAACCCCAAAAUCAACACCAUCUUCAUAUCCAAGGUAGGUGACACAUCAUUUGAUCUGCCAGAAGCAAAUGUUCUCAUCCAAAUCUCUUCUCAUGGUGGCUCCCGGCGGCAGGAGGCCCAGAGGUUAGGGCGGGUGCUCCGAGCCAAAAAAGAUUGCUGCACUGGGUGGCAACUUGGCAGCGGGGACAUCACAGACUCAGUGAAUGAAGAGGUGAUCACAAAGCUUGCUGGCAUGGAGGAGGAGGAGUUGGCAUUUUCAACGAAAGAAGAACAACAGCAGCUUUUACAGAAAGUUCUGGCAGCCACUGACCUAGAUGCAGAGGAAGAGGUGGUGGCAGGAGAAUUUAGCUCCAAAUCUAGCCAGAUAUCACGGCGUUUGGGCACAAUGAGUUCCAUGUCUGGGGCUGAUGACACUGUGUACAUGGAGUACCACUCAUCACGGAACAAGACUUCAUCUAAGCAUGUGCAUCCUCUAUUCAAGCGCUUUAGGAAAUGA
Molecule: messenger RNA, 2289 nt
Organism: Orycteropus afer afer
Lineage: Eukaryota; Metazoa; Chordata; Mammalia; Tubulidentata; Orycteropodidae
Gene: ERCC3
Product: ERCC excision repair 3, TFIIH core complex helicase subunit
Exons: 15
Coding region: 1-2289 (762 amino acids)
Biological process (GO): hair cell differentiation; nucleotide-excision repair; embryonic organ development
Cellular component (GO): transcription preinitiation complex; transcription factor TFIIH holo complex; nucleotide-excision repair factor 3 complex
Molecular function (GO): hydrolase activity; 3'-5' DNA helicase activity; DNA binding
Source: RefSeq, a predicted model, not a curated record